GGGGGGGGGGGGGGAAGGCGCGUGCGGCUCUGCCCGGUUACAGCGCGGGGAGGGCGCGCAGCGGCGGCGCCGCAUCCCGCACGGGUCGCUGGAGCGACUGCAGCUGGGAGGAAAAGAUGUUUGGCUUUCAUAAACCGAAGAUGUACCGGAGUAUAGAAGGCUGCUGUAUUUGCAGAGCUAAGUCUUCCAGUUCUCGUUUCACUGACAGCAAACGUUAUGAGAAGGAUUUCCAGAAUUGUUUUGGGCUCCACGAGGCCCGCUCAGGAGAUAUUUGCAAUGCCUGUGUCCUUUUGGUGAAAAGAUGGAAAAAAUUGCCAGCGGGAUCCAAAAAGAACUGGAAUCAUGUGGUAGAUGCCAGGGCUGGACCCAGUCUUAAAACAACAUUAAAACCAAAGAAAAUGAAAACUCUGUCUGGAAGCAGAAUAAAAAGCAAUCAAAUCAGCAAACUGCAAAAGGAAUUCAAGCGGCACAAUUCUGAUGCCCACAGCACCACUUCGAGUGCCUCUCCAGCUCAGUCACCCUGUUACAGUAACCAGUCCGAUGAUGGCUCUGACACAGAGAUGAGUGCUGGGUCCAGCAGAACACCAGUUUUCUCCUUCUUAGAUCUCACAUAUUGGAAAAGGCAAAAAGUCUGCUGUGGCAUUAUUUACAAAGGGCGUUUUGGAGAAGUCCUCAUAGACACUCAUCUCUUCAAACCUUGCUGUAGCAAUAAAAAGUCUUCCACUGAAAAGCCAGAACAAGAAGGACCACAAUCUCCAGCAAUUUCCACCCAAGAGGAGUGGUGACUUCCUUGGAUAGCUGCAGAAGGUUAUACAGAUCCUCUUAUUCUCUGGAAAAAUACUAGAAAAGUGACUGUUCACUUUGGACACCUGCUAUGCUGCCAAAAGACUAUUCCCUAGAACUGUUUUGGGUUUUACUGCUACGAUUCCACAAACUCUGAAGCCAGUUUUUAUCUUUUCAGAAAGACUGUACAUAAUAUUUAAGAUGCUAUGGAACACUUAGCAAAGCUGAAUGCUGCUGCAAGGUUGUCUAAUCUUUUCCCCUUCUCUCCCACUCGCUUCACAAGUGAAUGUGAGGAUGGGAGUUUAUAUAUAAAGUGUAUGUAGUUCAUGUUUCUGUAUUAAAAGAAGCAGUGGGUGUAAGGCAUUUUUUUCAAAGUUGGUUGGAACCUCCCUUAAAUCCCCAAGAAAAUAUUUCAUUCUUAGACAUGUAUGAGUCAAUAAGAUGAACUAAUACAUAGAAAUAUUAUAAGUCACUUCUCUAGUUAUAUAAAUAUCUAUUUUUAAAGGUGUGGAGAUUUCGCCCUGUACUACUGACGUAACAAAGACAAAUAUUUCAUCCUUCCUAUGUGACACAGACUGGUGAACUGCAGACAUCUCUUCUGCAAGUGGUAGUUAUCCAAGAAGGCCCCCAACAUCAAGUGCUCUUUGAAAAGGGAUGGGAGAGCUCUUCCCCUUAGCUAAGGAGGAAGGUUUACCUAAGAACUGAACAUGGCAAAAUGGGAGGCUACUUUGUUUUAACCCAGCAGCAGACACCCUGGGCUUCAUGUAGUAACUGACCGGCAAUUAGAGGUGGACCAAAAAAACAUCUUGAUGUCCAAGUCCGCUGUAGAUGAUGGCCAAAACUGGCUAAAUGGUCACUGUUGGCCCAGUGGGGCUGAGAUGUGACCACAGACCAAGUUUCCUACUGGUUUUGGACCUGUCAUAGAACCAAACCCCUCACUAAACAAACUAGGCUCUGGUCCAGGAACAUAAUCUGAUUGCAGCCUGAGGUCUAGGUUCCCGAUUCUGGUUUGGAACCUUUCCCUUGCAGUGCUUCUCUGUUCUGAAAAGUUCUGUUAAGAAUGGUGCUGUAUUGAAUCGAGGCAGCUGUUUGCAUAUGUGAUCAAAAGAUAUUUCUUACAUGGAUUCUCAGACAAACUUGUGUGCAAACCAUUGUGACACUCCUUCAGACUCCACUUUACCUGUAGGGUGGAAGCAGCUUCCUGGAAGAGUGUACUGCAUUUUUAGCUCCGGAUUGCUUCAUGUUCCUUUUAUGAAGGUUUAACUUCUAGAAGUUGGGAAUUCUGCUCUUUUGUUUGUUCUUAUUUUAGAUUUCUCUUACUGUUACUUUUUUGGGAUGUUCUAGAUGGAUUGCUACAAGCUUUCCUUUUUGAGAGUCUUCAGCAUAAUACAGUGGUGGAUAGGGUUUAGAACUGAAUUUUCAUGUAAUUUCACUUCCUGAAAUGGGAAUGCUUAGCAAAUGAAAAUAUAGGUAGGGAAAGAUGCAGGUUUUAAGAGGAGCCUUUAACCUCAAAGCUCUUUUUUUUUUUUUUUUUUCCUUUUUUUUUUUUCCUUUUCUUUUUUUUCCCCUCUCCUUCCAUUGGGCAAGCCAGCCUCUGGAGAGAAAGAACAUCAGGGCAAACAGGGCUUUGACUUAUAACAGCCUUAUAGCUUUAGAGCCUUCAUUGGUUUUAUUUUGCUUUUUCCUAAACUCUCUGAGAUUCUGAAUGGAGGACAAAGCUGCCUACCUUGUGUUCCAUCUGCAACCAAACAGAAUCAUAGUAUCAUUUAGGCUGGAAAAGACCUUUAAGAUAGAGCCCAACCAUUGCUAUAAUGGAUGCUUGCUUGCUUAAUGACUUGACUAGGUUGGUCAUGUCCGAUAAGGGCUUGAGCAAGAGUUCUACCUGUUUUUGCAGACACCUGCUUUCAUUUGAAUUUGUGUUUUCAGCAUCAGUAACUGUACACCUAAGGCUGCAGUAUUGGUGGUAGGAUGUGCUCUGAUAUGGAUCAUCUCUUCUGUAUUUAUUUAUUUAUUGCUAGAUUUCAACCGCCAACUGCUUCCUCUACUCCCUCCCACCUCUUCCAUUCCCGGUAGUAAUGCAAAAUGAACUGUAUGUAGUCAUGCACUUUGUAUUAAUGUAUUAGAAAUCUAUGGAACCUGUUUUGUACUUUUAUACUGUUGAGACUUGUAAUCCAAACUUUUUUUUUACUAGGUUAAUGAAUAAAU
Messenger RNA from Cuculus canorus (common cuckoo), 2988 nucleotides. RefSeq names its product SIN3-HDAC complex associated factor (gene SINHCAF). Gene Ontology annotation, biological process: negative regulation of cell migration. The record is from RefSeq and is a predicted model, not a curated record. Bases 117 to 785 code for a protein of 222 amino acids. Lineage: Eukaryota; Metazoa; Chordata; Aves; Cuculiformes; Cuculidae. The transcript is spliced from 6 exons.